Molecule: messenger RNA, 3097 nt
Organism: Tribolium madens (black flour beetle)
Lineage: Eukaryota; Metazoa; Arthropoda; Insecta; Coleoptera; Tenebrionidae
Gene: m
Exons: 6
Coding region: 218-1927 (569 amino acids)
Source: RefSeq, a predicted model, not a curated record
ACCUUACCGGUCGACGAGGCGGCCGUCUCUCAGUCAGUUUCAGUUCGAGCUCUCGUCGACCACUUCUUUGGCAAAAGCUCCUCUGCAAGACACGCGCGCCGGCCAUGAUACGCGUGAUUGUGACCGAUGGAUUAAAAUUUACAAGACGGUGAUGUGGUGGCAACAUUCUGCGACAGUGCUACGAGACUGAUGACAUCGCCAAAAGGGCCACGGAAAAAUGCUGAGCCCACCACGCCACCUUAGGCGACUUCUACUCCUGCCUGUGAUUUGGUGUUUUUCUUUUAUUUUAUUGCUGAUCAAUGUCGUGGACGGAGCCGGCGAUCUUUGGCCUCUGGACCGUCCCGACGGCAUGCCUUCCAUCCAGUCCCUUGAGGUCAUGUGCGGGAAGGACCACAUGGACGUCCACUUGACUUUCUCGCAGCCUUUUGAAGGCAUCGUCUCGUCGAAAGGACAGCACGGAGACCCCCGCUGUGUCUAUGUGCCUCCUUCGACCGGACAAACCUUCUUCUCGUUUCGAAUCGCGUAUGCCCGAUGCGGAACCAAACCGGAUUUACACGGACAGUUUUACGAAAACACGGUGGUAGUGCAAUAUGAUAAAGACUUGUUAGAAGUGUGGGACGAGGCGAAAAGACUGAGAUGUGAGUGGUUCAAUGACUACGAAAAAACAGCCUCCAAACCCCCCAUGGUCAUUGCGGACUUGGACGUAGUCCAAUUGGACUUCAGAGGUGACAAUGUCGAUUGUUGGAUGGAAAUCCAACACGGGAAAGGACCAUGGGCACCACCAGUCAGUGGAAUAGUCCCAUUAGGAUCAACCUUGACCCUUGUAGUGGCCAUUAAUGAUUACAGAGGAGAAUUUGACAUGCGGGUCAAAUCGUGCGUCGCGUCUGAUGGUGGAGGUCACGUGAUUCAGUUAUCGGAUGAAUUUGGGUGUGUUCUUCGCCCAAAAAUGAUAAGUCGUUUCCUCAAAGCUCGAGGUGCUGAUGAGAGAGCCUCUGUCAUCACUUAUGCCUUUUUUCACGCUUUCAAAUUCCCGGAUGCUCUUAGUGUCCACAUCAAGUGCAAAGUUGAGAUUUGCCGACAUGGGUGUCUGGACCAUUGCCAGAUCCAGCCGGAGAAAGGCGAUGUUGACUCAGAGGCCUAUUUGGGGUCUUUGGACCGGAAAGAUGAUAAACUCGGAGAGAAGAACGAAGAUCCAGAUGUGUUGUAUGAAGAUGUGAUAAACGAGGGAGGUGUCGAUGGGAUAUCUUCAGUGAAGAUGUCGCUGAACGCUCAACUCGGCGACAGCAAGCCGAUGUCGAACAAGCCGGCCGGACUUGACGAUGAUAAAGAACUGGAUAUAACGGCAGUACCGCAUAAGGACCUCUUCCUCCUGCACGACCAGUUUCCGCACGGCCCGCGCACCUUUGAGGACCGUCCCGUGGCCGCCCCCCGCGCUUUCGACACCGCCUCUACACCGCCCCUCGACCGCCUCAAGCGCAAACGCCGCUCGAUCACCGUCUCCGACCGUAAAGCUCGCAGCGCCGAUGUGGGUGUCAGCGGCCUCUACGAAGUCAUCUCGGAAGCAGAUCUGGCCUUCAGUCCCGACACUCGAGCCGAAGCCGUCACUGUCUUCCAGGGGCGCAUCCGCGAGGAGGUCGUCUAUGGGAUUUGCAUGCCGGUGCCCGGCUUCAGCGUGCUGUUCGUUCUGGUAGCCGUCUCCGCCGUAGUGUCCGCCCUCGUGGCCGGCUCCCUAUUAUACAGAUACCAACUCCAGAAGGAGCAGCUCGCUGAACAGGCCCGCAACGGCCCCAUCCCCAUGGGGCUGUUCUCGGGAUGGGGGGGCUGGAGACUUUUGCGCAUGAGGGUGGCGCCGGUGGCCCAGAACGGCACGGACAAAAGGAUCCGGCAGGUUAACGGUAAGACUGACGAAACGUCGCGAUGUGAAUAGUGCUCGAGUGGACUUUACGGCCCUAUUUGCAGGUUUUGCAACUAAAUACUCCAAAUAGAACCGUUGCACCUCUUUUAGACUAUUUUUUGUUGUUGUAUUUAACUGAGAUUCAAUCAUAUUGUUUUGUUAGAUGAUAUGAAAGGGCAAAUUUGCAAUAUGAUAUGUAUAGAUGAUAUAUUAAUGAUAGGUUAAUCUAGGGGGCACCUACUCACCAUUUGGAGAAGGAUGGAAGACAGGGAAUAUCAAAAAAUAGACUGAUUUUUUAACAUCCUCUCAAAACAGUAUUACAACACUCAGUGCUGCCACUCUUAUACGUUAUAACAAGAUAUUACUACCUAGGAUUUAAAUUUGGUUAGGUUGGUUUGUGGUGACAAACAAAAAAUUUAGGUUAAGUCACCUGUCAUCUUGUACAGAUAACUCAAUUGGUAGUUGACAGGAGGUUGACAGAAAACGUCAACCGUCAACCAACCUUAGGCUUUCAAAAUUACUUCUGACAAUUCUAGUUACAAACAACAUGAUAAACGUAAUUUUCCUAGGUGGUACUUUCUUGUUGACAAAUCUGUGCUCUGUCUCGACCCCAAACUAAGAAGUAAGUUAACUUUUAAAUAGUUGUACAUACAGAAAAGCCAAAUUUGUGUAAUUUGUGUGGCUUAGGACCUGAAAAUGGCUCAAUUAAGCUCCACAGUCAUUCAUGACAAGUGCAAAGGCUAAGCUCAAUAUAGUUAGGCAAUAUAUAGUACUUUGGAAUUAAUUUAUUAUAGUUAAAGCGAGCAAACUUAAAAGUCAAAUAAUUAAAUGAAUUGUACAGUAUUAACCUUAUGAGUAUUUUAAUUAGAUUUAAUUUUAUUUUUGUUAAAAAUUAGUUUAGCUGUAGUGUACAUAAUGAAUAUGGAACCAGAAUUACUGCCAGUUCGGUAUUGUUUUUUCUUUAUUUUUACAGUAAUUUGGUUAAAUUAUGUUUAAGUAAUUAAAUUAUUCCGCGGAUUAGAGUACCUAGACUUUUCUAAUUCCUUUUGAAAAUGUUUGUUACGUUUCUCAUAUUUAUUUCAUUCUGAUAAUUGCUCAUUUGUAUUGUUUUUUUUAUGAAAAAGUUAUUGUUAAUUUACGAUAAUUAAGAGGCUAUGUUCUGUGUAAAUAAUGGGAUAAAUAAAUAUGUAUACAAAAAUAGUU